UUUAGUUUCAGGAGUGCCUGUUGAACUCAAGAGCCAACAUGAACGUGGGGACAGCGCACAGCGAGGUGAAUCCCAACACCCGGGUCAUGAACAGCCGGGGCAUCUGGUUGUCCUACAUCCUUGGAAUUGGGCUGCUGCACGUCGUGCUCCUGAGCAUCCCCUUCUUCAGUGUCCCCGUGGUUUGGACUCUUACCAACAUCAUUCACAACAUGAGCAUGUACAUCUUUCUCCAUACCGUGAAAGGAACUCCUUUUGAGACUCCGGACCAGGGCAAGGCUCGGCUGCUCACGCACUGGGAGCAGAUGGACUAUGGAGUGCAGUUCACAGCGUCACGCAAGUUCCUCACCAUCAUGCCCAUCGUCCUGUAUUUUCUAACCAGCUUUUACACAAAGUACGACCGGAUCCACUUCGUCAUCAACACCAUCUCCCUCAUGAGCGUCCUGAUCCCCAAGCUGCCGCAGUUCCACGGAGUCCGGAUCUUUGGGAUCAACAAGUACUGAGUUGUGUGGCUGGAGCGAACGCAAGAGGAGCAGGGGGAGAGGGGGAUUUUCCUUCUCUCUAGUUCCGUUUCUUCUUCCCCACGCAGACUGGGAUGCAAUUUCACAGCAGCUGUUUAACUGCAAUAUCCGAUAGACAUACACCGCAUGCUGGAUCCUCACGCCCAAUAAACCUAAACCAGCUCCAGAGUAGAGUUUAGUGGAAGCAGGAUGCAUGGCACUGGAUUUCUUACAUUCCAGUGUCAUAACUAGAUGCAGGCUUCAAGGUACAACGAGGAUAAAUUCUAGUGGGAUUUUAAUCUAUCCCAGACGUUGAAGGAAGAGGGAUGAGGGGAAAAGCUUUUAGUGCUGGUACUAUUGCUGUGGUAAAUGCACUUUAAUAUAUUUCCCUUUCUGAA
This is a messenger RNA of Neopsephotus bourkii (Bourke's parrot), 895 nucleotides long. RefSeq names its product ORMDL sphingolipid biosynthesis regulator 3 (gene ORMDL3). Gene Ontology annotation, biological process: ceramide metabolic process; intracellular sphingolipid homeostasis; negative regulation of ceramide biosynthetic process. Lineage: Eukaryota; Metazoa; Chordata; Aves; Psittaciformes; Psittacidae. The transcript has 3 exons. The record is from RefSeq and is a predicted model, not a curated record. Gene Ontology annotation, cellular component: endoplasmic reticulum membrane. Bases 39 to 500 code for a protein of 153 amino acids.